Eucalyptus grandis is the source of this 1112-nucleotide messenger RNA. RefSeq names its product zinc finger AN1 domain-containing stress-associated protein 12. The transcript is spliced from 2 exons. The record is from RefSeq and is a predicted model, not a curated record. Gene Ontology annotation, cellular component: cytoplasm. Bases 311 to 877 code for a protein of 188 amino acids. Gene Ontology annotation, molecular function: zinc ion binding. NCBI's taxonomy places the organism in Eukaryota, Viridiplantae, Streptophyta, Magnoliopsida, Myrtales, Myrtaceae.
AGAGCCGAAGGCAAAGAAAGAGAGGGAGGGAAGAGGUCGGUCGGUGCCCCGCGGCGCAAGUCAAGAGUGGCUGGCUUUUCUCUUCUCAUCCUGCCUUCGGCGCCAAGCCAGCUCCCCCUCCUCCUCCGACCACCGGGCUGCCUCCUUAAAAUACCCGAACCCCAUCCAGAGAAAUCCUCACCCAUUUCCCCAUUCCGAUUCCAGUUCGAAUUCCAACCCUCGGCCGAUCUCAAAGAACGUGACGCGAGAAGAAAAACGACCCACUUCGAAUUUCGACAGUUCCAGGUCCACCCCCCGAUCGACGAGAGACAUGGCAGGAGGAGGAACGGAGGCUUUUCCAGAUCUAGGGAGGCAUUGCCAGAACCCGGAUUGCAAUCUCCUCGAUUUCCUCCCCUUCACCUGCGACGGCUGCCGUAAGGUGUUUUGUGCGGAGCACAGGUCGUACAAGUCCCACGGGUGCCCGGGAUCGGACCACCGGAGCCGGCGGGUCGUCGUCUGCGAGGCCUGCUCGGCGGCGAUCGAGGCCACCGGGGAGGACGAGAGGGCGGCCCUGGCGAGGCACGAGGGGUCCGGGGACUGCGACCCGCGGAGGAAGAAGAAGCCGGUGUGCCCCGUGCGCCGGUGCCGGGAGGUGCUGACGUUCUCCAACACCAGCGCGUGCAAGGCGUGCGGGAUCAAGGUGUGCCUCAAGCACCGGUUCCCGGCCGACCACAGCUGCGGGACGGGGGCGGCGGCGGCGAGGGCGGCCGCGGCGGCGGGAGGGCGGUGGAACGACAGGUUCGUGGCGGUGCUGGCCUCGAGGGGCGCGAAGGAGUACGGGAAGAAGGAGCGGGGAUCGUCAUCUCCGCCGAGCACCCCGACCGUCAAAGCCUGUUGAUCGAACUUCUCUAUUUUACUUUUUCAAAAAAAAAAAAAAAAAAAUUCUAUUGAAGCUUUGAGACUUCAUGAUUGACAUCGAUGCCUCACCGGCCUUAUACAAAUCUCUGUGUAUGUUCAUUCUGAUUUGAGGCCCAAAUCGAGCCCAAUGCACUCCGGUGCAGUUCAUUCUGUUGUCGCCGUACUCGUGUCAUUCCGUGUCAAUUCUUAUGAAUAUGAUAUUUACAUUCCCAUAA